This is a messenger RNA of Candidula unifasciata, 1137 nucleotides long. The record is from the annotation of a GenBank genome assembly. NCBI's taxonomy places the organism in Eukaryota, Metazoa, Mollusca, Gastropoda, Stylommatophora, Geomitridae.
GAUUACCAGCAGUACAAGAUUCUUAUACUGGAACAGCCUUUCCACUCUAAGUUCAAGCAGAUAGAAAAGAAGCUUCAUACACACAAAAUAUCAGUCAGGGAAUGUACUGAAUUCUUGCAGUCAUUUCCUGAAUUCAAAGGGAGUCUGGAAAACUUGGACCGGAAUAUUGAGUAUUUCUGUAGUCACUACAUGGUUCUGGCAGACUACCUCAAUGAUGCAGUGUCGCGGCUGAGGGCACUCAGCAUAGACACACUCAAGGACAUGCAGAAAAAGAUAAAGCCACCUGCCAACAAUGACCUCAAGCUGAGAGAAGUUUUAGCUGGCACCAUAGAGAGCUACGUGAUGAAUGCAGUCUAUCGGAAAGUGUUUGUGGUGAUUCGGCAGCGGUUCUCAAAGGAGGACCAUCUCCUUCUAGCCAAGUGUCACAAAUUAAGCCAGGUCAGACCUGAGGAGAUUGGAGUCCGAAAAGAGUUUUCCUGCCCUUUACCAACAGCUGUUGUUGAGUUGGCCAAUCUAGGCUCUCUGACCACACCCCGGGAGAAACUGACCUGCCUCAAGUGGACAGUGGACAAUGUUACAGAAUGUAUUGCAGCCUCCCUUCAGGAGAAGAGGCAGGCACAGAUUUCUUUGGAUGGUUUCUUAUCUGAUGAUUUCUAUGAGCCCUGCAUCACCACAGACGACUUGAUUCCUAUUCUGGUGACUGUGAUAGCCAGGGCUAAAUGCUGCCAUCUACACAGCGACCUCUUUUAUAUCGAGAAUUUUGUGUGGGAGUCCACCGACAGAGACAGGGAUGACUUUGGCUACUGCCUGGUGUCCUUCAAGGCUGCGGCACAGUACAUGAUGGAGACCGACUUCUCGUACCUCAAGGAGUCUAGCUUGUCUACAGACAGAGAGAUCAGCAUCGAAGAACUGAUGGCAGUGACAAGUAUCAAAGAUGAAGUACGGUCAUCCCCUCGCUUGACGACCACCUCAGACGCACACACCAGGCUGGAGAGGCAACUCAGUCGAAUAUCAGACAUUCUUGAACAGACAUCUCAGGAGAUGGGGCAGCAGAAUGGCUCCAGGAGACAGAUUCAGAGCAUCUUUCCAGCUCUACAGGACGACAUUCUGGACCAGCAGUUUGGGAAGCAAAAGUAG